This is a messenger RNA of Synchiropus splendidus (mandarinfish), 2620 nucleotides long. RefSeq lists its product as uncharacterized. NCBI's taxonomy places the organism in Eukaryota, Metazoa, Chordata, Actinopteri, Syngnathiformes, Callionymidae. The record is from RefSeq and is a predicted model, not a curated record. The transcript has 2 exons. Bases 592 to 1266 code for a protein of 224 amino acids.
AACCCUAACCCACUCAACCCUAACCCUAACCCACUCAACCCUAACCCUAACCUUAACCCCAACCCCAACCCUAACCCUAACCCACUCAACCCUAACCCCAACCCUAACCCCAACCCUAACCCUAACCCUAACCCCAACCACCCUUUCCCCAGCCAACAACCACCGGACUUCUACUCAGACAACACCGUACUCAACCUCUCCACCUUAUUCACACCCACCCCAGCACAACGUCAACUCCUCGAAAAAGGCCUCACCUUCAUCCCCACACCCACAACCCUCGACAGGGGGGAACUUGAAAGGGAUAUACUCAACUAUCACAGACGACUCAAACUACAGGACUAUUUCAAAAACAAAUCAACUACUAAAACCACCCUCACCUACCCCUCCACCUGGACACCCAACUCCUCACAAAUAAACACAAAUAUUCUUCAGUUAAUUAACAGAGACCUAAAUUCCUUAAAUAAACAUAAACCUACCCCAACUCCCCAACCAGAUAACUUAACCCCGGAAGAAAGGAAAGCCCUCCACCAACUCAUCCACCAAAACAACAUCAUAAUCAAACCCGCAGACAAAGGCUCAAAAAUCAUAAUCAUGGACAGACAGCAAUAUCUCCUGGAGGCAAACAGACAACUAUCCAACCAAAAAUACUACCAACCCAUCCCUGAAACAAUCCAGCCCCAAACACAAACAGAAAUCCGACAGAUCAUCCAAUCCCUCUGUGAAAAUAAAUACAUCACCGGUAAACAACGCGACUUCCUCUUCGGCCCGGACACUCCCAGACAACGACACUUUUACCUCCUCCCCAAAAUACAUAAAGACCCUCAGACCUGGACUGUUCCCUUUCAAGUUCCCCCAGGAAGACCCAUCAUCUCAGACUGCUCCAGUGCCACAUACAACCUCUCUCUGUACAUUGAACAAUUUCUCGGUCCACUUUCCACCAAACACCCCAGCUAUAUUAAAGACACCUACCACUUCAUAGAACUCAUCCAGUCCCAAAUACUUCCGUCCUCAGCCUACCUAUUCACCAUCGACAUUGACAGUUUAUAUACUAACAUCAAUACCACCCACGGACUCCAGACUCUCAGGACUUGUUUUGACCGCUUCCCUGACCCCUCCCGCCCUGACAGAGAACUCCUCCAACUCAUCAAAAUAUGCCUCUCCAAUAAUGACUUUUCCUUCAAUAAUAAACAGUACCUGCAGAUCCACGGGACCGCCAUGGGCCAGAGGUUCGCCCCAUCUUAUGCCAACAUCUACAUGAAUAUCUAGAUGACAUCAUAGGAGCCUGGACCCAUAGCCUAACACUCUUUCACGAAUUCAUCGACAUCCUCAAUAACCACCAUCCAUCCAUUAAAAUCAAACACACUAUCGCCCAGGACCACAUCAACUUCCUAGACACCACUGUUUUUUUUGACAACCAUAAUAACCCCACAAAACAACCCCUCACUAAAGUUUAUUUCAAACAAACAGACACCCACUCUCUCCUCCAUAAAACCAGCUACCAUCCAAAACACACCUUCAAAGGCAUCAUCAAAUCACAAAUAAUAAGAUUCCACAGAAUAUGCUCAAAAACAUCAGACAGGGACACUGCAAUAAAAACUCUUUUUCACUCAUUACAAACACACAGACAAUACAGCAAGAGAUACCUUCGGACCAUCAAAAACAACACACUAGCGGCCCUCUCUCCCGCCCACUCAUCCACGCCCUCUGGCUCCCAGGUAGGUCCCGGGGACCCCACCACCACCUCCGUUUCACCACUUCACCCUCAGCAAACCACCCACAACAGACCUACCUCCAUAAUCCCCUUUGUAUCGACCUUUUCUCUCCCAAACACCAACAUAAUACAACAAAUAAGAACCAACUUCAUCAAUACUCAAACACAACAUGACACCUUGGAAAACUGCCGACUACUAUUAGCUUUUAGAAAGAAUCCCAACCUACAAAAACUAUUAAUAAAAUCCAAAUUCACACAAAACAAACCUCCGACCAAAACACCACACUACAAUAAAUACAAACACAUACCCACUAUCCACAACAGACACACCAACAAAUCAGCACCCAUCUCACAACAAUACAACAUCCAUUCCACCAACAUGAUAUAUGCAAUAACCUGUUCAACAUGCCACAAAAUAUACAUUGGAGAAACCCAAAACUCAAUACUCACCAGACUCAAACAACACAUCUACAGAGCUAGGGAAGGUGGACUGACCACGACCCUUUACACUCACCUCCGCAGCCACCAGACUCCAGACUUCACUAUCACAGGCCUGGAGGGAAACAAGAACUGGACCACCAAAACUAGGAAAUAUCAAGAAACAAAGUGGAUCAACCGACUACAAUCAAGAACACCAGGGGGCCUCAACGAGAAAUAAAACCUCUGAGAACUGUUUAUUUUCAGCACCACCCCACAGGGACAGCAACCAAUCCACCAACAUCUCAUCUCCACCCUGCCAUCUCCACUCCAUCACUGCUGCCUGGACUUGCUCACCCCAUAUACUUCAUCUGCUCUCUCCUCUCUUCUCAUCACCCACCUGCUACAAUAAAACCAACUUCUUCUAGAUACUCGGGGACCAGUAGGCCCGUGCAAUAAACGAAACCCCGGAACCGAAGCUCUAACCCUCAC